This is a messenger RNA of Mycena indigotica, 1971 nucleotides long. RefSeq lists its product as uncharacterized. NCBI's taxonomy places the organism in Eukaryota, Fungi, Basidiomycota, Agaricomycetes, Agaricales, Mycenaceae. Bases 1 to 1971 code for a protein of 656 amino acids. The transcript has 15 exons. The record is from RefSeq and is a predicted model, not a curated record.
AUGGAAUGCAAUUGUCUCAUCCAGCGCCUCAAAAGCUCAACUAGACGCGACGACGCCCUCAUCUACACUAUGGAUAACGACGACUUCUUUGCGCAAAUCUUUGGACCGGAACUUGUCUAUGGCAAUACACCUAACGUGAUUCCUGAAGCUUUUGACGGUCCACUCACUGACGGGUCUGCUUCGGAAGACGAACGCCAUGCAAUUGCGACUCCUGUCACCAAAGGAAAAAAUAAAGCAACUACAUCUAGUGGCAUUACGUCGCCCAUCCUCACACGUUCAAAGGCUGGGCAGAACAAAAGUGGCACUUCGGCAGACGUUCAGGCUACGCCCACUCGUUCCAACAAUCACGAAGAUGAAGUCAGACCCUCGUUGAAGAUCACACUCAAGAAAAAGGCACAGUCCUCGAAAGGGGUUGGCCAUACCUCUGUUGACUUGCUGGGUGGACAUGUUGUCGAUACGAAGGCAGAAAGUGCACCUGAAAUCGAUAUCCCUUUCGCAAUCCAUGCGGCGGUACCACAGGAGGUCACGAGUUCGGCCACAGUGCAAGGCUCAGGUGGCCCAAUUGCGUUUGGCCCGAAACUACUAAACACCAUGGGAGUUGCUAAUAAACUCCCUGUCCCUGCGCGUGCCGUUGCACCAUCGGUGGUCAUUGGCCCGCCUUCGGCACCUAACGAUACACAGACUAAACUUGACGUUCAGUACAUCGCCAAACAUUAUCACGAAAUCAAGACACUUAUGGAAGCCUAUCAAGCAGCGGCUAAUCUUACAAGCAAUGAUUUAGUGGACGAUGUGGCGAUUGCCAACGUCGGCCAAGAUCAAGCGACGCAAUAUGCUCCGGUUGCCAUCGACAACGAAAACCAAUUGACGCAAUCUGCGCAUAGUUCUAUUUCGACCAUGAGUGAUACUGUGCAGGACCGAGUGGGGCAAUCUACUCUGCCGAAAGCCAAGCGAUCGGUUGAAGCACAAGCAGUGCUCAAGCGCAAAAAGUCUGACAGUGAUGUUGGCGAUGAAGAAAGAUUUCACGACCUCUUCGCAGCCUCGCAUUACUUCAAUAAUGCAAGUUAUUCUUCGCUACCUAUGGCGGUAUCUCCUCCGCAAUGUCUUCUCACCAAAGAAAUUCUCGUCUUCAUUCCCGUGUCCAUGCAUGCCGAAUUUUAUGCCCUGCCUCCUCUCAGUGUCGGACGAUGGACACCCUGGUCGGAUGUGGGGGAAGAUUAUGAUUACGCAUCGUUGAAAGCUGUCGUCUCCCCUGCCAACACGAACGGCCUGAUGUUGAAGACAGCAUUGGUAUUCAAGACGUUCCGUCAGUUUAUCAAUGGCUCUCGCGCUAGCCCGAGUGCUGUGAUUGCUGUAUCCCCUGCAAUGCGCUCUCAAGUGACUUUGUGCGCAACAAGCGCAGACCAAGUCGCAGUCUUCACGUCGGUAAUCAAAGUUGAAUCCUCCUUUCUCCGCACUGGUUACGCUGCUGGGAACAGUGCUGCAGAGAAGGGGGUAAGUGGUAUGAUGUUGCGUGGAGAAUUUGAACGGAUGGCUUGCUUGACGACCAUGGUCCUACAUAAACCUGAAGUCCAUGUUCAAAUGCGCGGAGUAACGCUUUCUUUUACCACCAAUAGGGCAGCCAGUACCAACUCUCCGGCUAAAAAACCGCGUGCUGGUCCCUGCAUCACAACCACUGCUCCGCGUAAUACCGGUAUCUCUUCUCGGGGUGGGGUAGGGCGAGACAGCUUGCGAUUCGAGGAAACUGUUCCGGUCUAUGAUUGCACUACAAUGAGUGUCAACUUCCAAGAUGCACUCGACCGAUUGGAGUCCCUUCCGCGUUUCAAGAAACCCGAAAUCCCUGUCAAUUCUUUGGCUGUCGUUGGAUACAGUUGCGUUGCGUACAAGAAACAAGAUCACUCGGACGGGUUGGCAUUGAAUAUUCGUUGGAUCAUGGUCAUCAGUGACCCGUUGCCCGACCCUCCUGAAAACUGA